Molecule: messenger RNA, 1638 nt
Organism: Eimeria acervulina
Lineage: Eukaryota; Apicomplexa; Conoidasida; Eucoccidiorida; Eimeriidae
Exons: 4
Coding region: 1-1638 (545 amino acids)
Source: RefSeq, a predicted model, not a curated record
AUGCAACUAGUCUCAUGGGCUCGGGAGCCUCACUUUUUCGUGGACCAGCGUGAUGACCAAGCACAGAGAUCAGCCUGGCCUCUGGACAACGCUGGCUACCCUGGGAGCUUCGCUUCUCCCAAUACUUUUGGCAGAAGACCCCACCUGACAAUUACAAUUAGCAUUGCCAUUAUAGUUGUUUUGUCGGCUGUUCUGACAGUCUACGUUUGCCUCCUUCCCAGGAGCAUGAGGAAAUGGAAGGCUCCAAUUAUCCGUCGGCUUUCGUCCAGUGAUGAUAGAAGCGAAGACGAGUGCCAGGACUUGCUGGCCUCACGGAACACAGAGGGCGAGGAAGAGAACAUGGAGCCCUCGCAGCCCGUAACUAUCUUGGACGGAUCACGCUCAGGACUGACCAGUGGACGAAGGAAAAGGAACCAUAGCAGGGGUGCCGCAGUCGAGGAAGGGAAACGAGCAAAGAGGCCAUGGAGAGAAUAUGGACAGGACACUACAAGUAAAGGUCAAGGCAUCGAGGAUGCCCCAUCACCUUUGGCUUCGGAGCCUUUUCCCUCCAGCACUCACGCACUGCUUAUGGAAUCUCCCUUCAGUCCAUACCUGUCUGCCGAAGGUGGAGUACCGGAAGUAGAGACCUCAGAGGACGCUGAAUCUGCUGGGCCUGACUGGCUAGACAUUUUCGUGGGCUCGCCACCAGCCAUUGAAGAGUGGUUCGUGGACUUCUUUCUAGAUCCGUCCUCGACGUCGCUCUCGGCCAUAGACAGGGAGACGUUCGGUGAUACAGUACAGCAUGAUGAGAGGGAAGACAGUUCACCGGCUUACAGUGUGGCCUCUGCCACUACGGAACAGGAAGAAGGAUUUGCGGGGCUGCCAGGAUUCCUGCGGUUGGCUUUGCAGAAAAGAGGAGCGGAUCAGAAUCACCGGAGAAGUUUCGGAUCCCUGCGGAACAUUCAUAUGCCGCUGCUGCACCGCCCCCCAGCCCUCCUAAUACCUCUCAGCCUUCCAUGCAUGCACAGACACCAAAGCUGUGAUUUGUUUGCUAAGGUGGCGGGCAACUGCCCGGAUCCAUUACAUCACCCCUUCUAUAGCCUACCGAGGGUCGGUCAACGAAAACAUAUGGAGCCGUUCGAUUUUAGGAGAGCGCGAGGCUUCCCUCGUUUGAAACCGCUUUCCGAAGUACUGACGCCGGUUCGGGUCCUGCUACGCAAGUCAAAACUUGAACAUGAAGACCUCCAGCAAUUGAUUAUCUUGGCCGAGAAACUCGUCCAGUGUGCAUUUGGUGUGGACAAGGUUCUUGAGAAAGCUCUCUUACCGUCUCAACUCGCUGAGCCACUCACGCGCCGUUUUCUCUUGGCGGAUGGUUUGUGGUCCAUUUGCGAACUGGUUGGUGCACCAAUGAAGAAGGAAGAGUGGUGGCCUUUUCUUGCGGCGAAGCUGUUGGACAUUCCCUCAGCGCAGCGGGCUCGUUUGAAUCGCCAUUCGCUCUCUCAUAAGUUGCUUGCGGCGUUAGAGGUAUUCGCAACUGGGGCGCGUCCUGAUGCAUGCACAGUCGUUCAACUGAAACGAGAAAUUUUCUGUAGUCGGAGCGCCCCAACUGUUUUUCGCGCUAAUCCAUACAAUCCGUGGAGAGAAGACGAUAUGUGCUGA